This is a messenger RNA of Cajanus cajan (pigeon pea), 903 nucleotides long. RefSeq lists its product as uncharacterized. Lineage: Eukaryota; Viridiplantae; Streptophyta; Magnoliopsida; Fabales; Fabaceae. The record is from RefSeq and is a predicted model, not a curated record.
UCACUCCUCAGUCCUUUAUUGAAAUAAUCAUAUUUCAGUCACAUCACAUCACAUCAAUAUUCAAUGCAAACUUCAAAAUGAAACCUUAAAACCCCAAAAGCAGUGUCCUAAAUAUUACAUUCCCCCUUGUCCCCACGAUGUCUCUAACUCCCAAAUCUUGUCUUCCCAUAUACUUGUUGGUUCUACUUCUCCUUCCCCUGAUAGGGACAGCAGAGUAUUCUUCCCUUCACAAGGUCCUCAACAGCCAUGGCUUGCCAGCAGGGCUCUUCCCUCAAAGUGUCAAGUCAUUCAACUUGGACCAAACAGGUCGGUUGGAGGUGCAUUUGGGUCGUCCCUGUUUGGCUCAGUACGAAACAAGGGUGUUCUUUGACAGUGUGGUGAGGGCUAACCUUAGUUUUGGACAACUAAAGGUGUUGGAUGGGAUGUCUCGAGAAGAACUUUUCUUGUGGCUACCUGUGAAGGAUAUCAUAGUCACUGAUCCUUCCUCGGGUCUCAUUGUUAUUGAUAUUGGUCUUGCCUUUAAGCACCUUUCCUUGUCUCGGUUCGAAGACUCUCCAAUUUGUAGAUCUCACUCAGGUCUCUUGCUUAAAGUUGGUGGAAGGAGGGGAAUUGGAUUUAAAGAUCAAAGAUGAAAGGUUGUUCAUUUUGCUAAGAAUGGCUUCUUCUCCUUUUCAAUUUAGGUUUCUCUUUUCUGGGUUAAGGGUUUCCCUAGAAAGAAUUAUGUGAAGAAACGUGCAAACCCAAAAUGUAUAAUGCUAUCCAAUAAUUGCAUGAACUGGAUCACAAGAUAAUCAAUAUUACUUGCAAGAGAAGAAAUUGUACUCUGUCCAUUAGGAUCAACUUUUAAAACGUUGAGGAAAACUCUAAUUCAACUAGUAAGCACUUGUUAUAUAUAUGUGUAUG